AUGUAGAGUUGAUUCAGAGGAAGCUCUCUACAUUUUUUUAAUUUUUUUAUCCAAUAUUGAAUACUCAUAUUAAAGCUCCAUUAAUCAGAAUUUAGAGGCCGGAAGGACUGGCUAGAAAAUUCUACAAUCUGAUAGAACUUACCCCAACAACCUUAAGACCAUAUAUUAUAUAUAGUAAAGAAACAUAUAUUUGUCUCAUCAAUUUCAGCAUCAACUACAUACUCAGAAUACACAAAACCUCCUCCUUUUAUCUUUCUCAAAAAAUGGGAGAUGAAGUAGUAUUGCUUGACUUCUGGCCUAGUCCCUUUGGUAUGAGGGUGAGAAUUGCCCUUAAAGAAAAGGGCAUAGACUAUGAAUACAAGGAAGAAAAUUUGAGCAACAAGAGCCCAUUGCUUCUGAAAAUGAACCCUAUUCAUAAACAAAUACCAGUUUUGAUUCACAAUGGAAAGCCUGUUUGUGAAUCCCUCAUCAUUGUUCACUACAUUGAUGAAGUUUGGAAGGACAAAACUCCUCUUUUGCCUUCUCAUCCUUAUGAAAGAGCCCAUGCAAGAUUUUGGGCUGACUAUGUUGACAAAAAGAUAUAUAGUACAGGAAGAUUGGUAUGGGGAGCAAAAGGUGAAGUUCAAGAGGCAGCCAAAAAGGAACUAAUACAGUGCUUUAAGCUAUUGGAAAGAGAAGUAGGUGACAAGAAUUUCUUUGGAGGAGAUCAAUUUGGUUUAGUGGACAUUGCUCUUAUACCUUUCUAUAGUUGGUUUUAUGCCUUAGAAACUUGUGGAAAUUUUAGCAUGAUUCAUGAAUGUCCUAAACUUGUGGAAUGGGCUAAAAGAUGCAUGAAGAGAGAAAGUGUUUCAACUUCUUUACCUGAUCAGUACAAAGUUUAUGACUUCAUUUUGGAGUUGAAGAAGAAACUUGAGCUUGAUUAAGAUCACAUGUCAAUAGGGGUGGAGCUACACUUUUGCUUAUGUGGUUCGACAGAAUUUAAUAAUUUUAAUCCUUGGUCAAUCCUCAAUAAACAACUACUUCAUAGCGAAGUAAAGUCUUUGACUCAAUCGCUUGAACACUUGAUCUUUUCUACCUUUAAUAGAAGAAUAAGAGCCUAAUCGUGUAUUUGUAACUCAAAAUUUUAGAACCGCAUCUCUAUAGUAAAAAAAAACUCAUUUUAUUUCA
Molecule: messenger RNA, 1167 nt
Organism: Capsicum annuum
Lineage: Eukaryota; Viridiplantae; Streptophyta; Magnoliopsida; Solanales; Solanaceae
Product: probable glutathione S-transferase parC
Exons: 2
Coding region: 264-923 (219 amino acids)
Biological process (GO): glutathione metabolic process
Cellular component (GO): cytoplasm
Molecular function (GO): glutathione transferase activity
Source: RefSeq, a predicted model, not a curated record